Messenger RNA from Trichechus manatus latirostris (Florida manatee), 1895 nucleotides. It is a transcript of the gene MALSU1, whose product is annotated as mitochondrial assembly of ribosomal large subunit 1. NCBI's taxonomy places the organism in Eukaryota, Metazoa, Chordata, Mammalia, Sirenia, Trichechidae. The transcript has 4 exons. Bases 35 to 715 code for a protein of 226 amino acids. The record is from RefSeq and is a predicted model, not a curated record. Gene Ontology annotation, biological process: negative regulation of translation; negative regulation of ribosome biogenesis. Gene Ontology annotation, cellular component: mitochondrion. Gene Ontology annotation, molecular function: ribosomal large subunit binding.
CUCCGUCCCGUGACGUCAACACCCGGCGACGGCGAUGGGGCCGGGUGCCUUUGGCGCUUGGCGCCUCGGGGCGCUUCUGUGGCGUGGUGCCCUCUCCUGCGGAUUGAGGCCCACAGUGGGCGCAGGGACCCGACCUCCCUCGGGCCCGCCUCUCGGCCUGGCCUACCUGGCCCCCGGCCCCACGCGCGGCCUGCACGGCGGGACCCGGCCGGAGGAGCGGGCGGAGGGUGUUGCCGACGAGGGGCGCCGCGAGUCGAGCGCAGCAGAUCAUACCAGCCUCAAGUUUGACAUCGAUACACUGGUUUCACUUCUGAGGCAAGAAAAUGCAAGAGACAUUUGUGUAAUCAAGGUUCCUCCUGAGGUGAAAUAUACAGAUUACUUUGUGAUUGGGAGUGGAACCUCCACCCGACACUUACAUGCCAUGGCCUACUACAUUGUGAAAAUGUACAAAUACCUGAAGUGUAAAAGUGACCCUCAUGUUAAGAUAGAAGGGAAGGACACUGAUGACUGGCUCUGUGUGGACUUUGGCAACAUGGUGAUUCAUUUGAUGCUUCCAGAAACCAGAGAAACCUAUGAAUUAGAGAAAUUAUGGACCCUGCGUUCUUAUGAUGACCAGUUAGCUCAGAUAGCAUCUGACACAUUACCUGAAGACUUCAUUCUUGGACUAGAAGACCACACUUCAUCCCUGACUCCAGUGGAGUUCAAGUGUGAAUAAAAUUGUAUGAACUGCUUUAGUCAUUUCAGAUUUGGAUUGAGUUGCUUCUCUAAUAAGUUGGUUGGGUUGUUGUCAAAACAAGCCUUGUCUACCUCAUGGGCACUCAUGCUGACCGACACCUGGAGAUUGUAGCUAAGUGAGCUAGUAACUCAUACCAAAACUCAGUAGGUUCAAACCAAAACUUUUAACAUGUCUGUAUUCCUGGGGAUUACAGCAGGAUUUCCAGGAGUUAGCACUGGCCCCUUUGCACCUCUUAAACUCUGCUCAGUCAGGUUUUUAAUUUUGCUUACAUGCAGAUAGUCUGUAGAGUGAAUGGCCAAAUUAAAACAACAAAAAACUACCAUCACACCAGUCCAGUUACCUUUUCUUUGAGGUGAUUAAGGGCAGCAGUAAAUACCAGAAUAUUCUUCUUGGACAAGGCUUCUAAACUCUUCAAGAGCACUCCAAAUGAAAGAAGAAAGUAAAAAUUUAGACAAGUUCCAAGUCUCAUGGAUCCUAAAAGUCAUGCAAAUCUGCCAUGCCACUGAAAGUGAAGCGUGUUUUGGGAGGGUAGGGGAGGUUGUUAGCUUAGUGCAAAAAAAAAAAAAGUAUUAGGAAAACUUUCUUAAAAUCUGUAAUUCUUAGUUCAUACACAACAGUAUUAUCAAGGUUGGCAUUAAGUUACAUGGAAUGGAGAAAUAAACAUUUUACCAGUAAAUAUUGGUACUUGAGAUUGACAUAGUAUUACUAAAAAUCUUUUUAAGUUCUUAAUUUGAUCAAAUUCAGAACUUUCACAUUCAUUUGAAACACCAAAAACAAAACAUACUACACACCAAGCUCCAUCUAAUGAUGAAAAAUUUUAUUCUGCAUAAAGGUAUCUGGAAAAUGAAGCUGCAUUGGGGGCACAUUAUAGAUGAGGAAUGAUCCAUACAUGGUGAAUACAAAACUCAAUUACAGAUUUAUAUCCUAGCUAUUACCAGAUACUCCAAAUUACCAAUGCUUAAUUGAAAGUAAAACAUGAUUUGCCACAUUAAAACGCCAGAAGUGAAAUAUGACAGAAUUUAAACCAGCAGAUAUAAAUGCAGCACCUAUCUGUAUUAAGAAAAAUCAAAUACUGGAGAAAAUAUUGAGGAAGAACUCUGGCAUUAAACACAUCUCACCUGAAAUCCAACCAGAAAGUCGGUCCGUGUUUUUUUUUUUU